Messenger RNA from Parascedosporium putredinis, 1248 nucleotides. NCBI's taxonomy places the organism in Eukaryota, Fungi, Ascomycota, Sordariomycetes, Microascales, Microascaceae. The record is from the annotation of a GenBank genome assembly.
AUGAGCAAGAGGCUUCACGCCAUGCUCAAGUCUCAUUCUUGGAACGGAAAGGUUGAGAAGCUGGGCCUCGAUGAGGUUUUUAUGGACGUCACCGACAUCAUCAACUACAACCUCUUUUGCCUUAAUAAAAGCUCCCUACCCUCCACCUUUUUCCACUUAUCCAAAACCAACCCCGAGCACGGCUUCCCCUGCGACCUCACCCGCUUCGCCGGCUGCGUGGAGCGCUUUUCCGACGAAGCCCUCGACAUGGAGAACCCCGUGUGCGUGAGGCUCCUGCUCGGCUCCCACCUAGCGCACUACCUCCGGACCAAGCUCGAGAGCGACUUUGGCUUCACCUCCACCUGCGGCAUCUCCACCAACAAGAUCCUCAGCAAACUCUCCGGCGCCAGGAACAAGCCCAGGAACCAAACCACCCUCCUCGCGCUCACGGACCGAGACUACGCCGCGUUCAUGGACAAGCAUGGCCUCCGCCAAGUCCCCUACAUCGGCUCCAAGACCUGCAAGUCUCUCGUCGCCAAGAUCCGGCCCGACCUACCCCCGCCCGACGCCCACACCCACGACUGUCCCAUCACCGUCGCCGACGUCCGCGCCUACCCGGGCAUGUCGCCCGCCCUCCUCGAGAGCAUCCUCGGCGGGCCUGGCGCGGAGAGAGGGACGGGCGACAAGGUGUGGGCUCUCCUGCACGGGAUCGACGACACCGACGUCAAAGCCGCGGGCGACGUCCCCACCCAGAUCAGCAUCGAGGACACGUACAGGGAGCCGCUGGAGGACCUCGACGUCAUCACCAAGGAACUCUACAAGAUUUCCCAGUCCCUGCUGCGCCGCAUGCGCGUCGACCUCGUCGCCGAGGAUCCCAACCCCCACAGGCCCUCGGCGCAGAGGUGGAUCGCCCGCCCAAGGGUCCUGCGCCUCUCCAUCAACGCACCCAUAAGUGCGGACCAGUCCUACUUUUCCCGCACUUCGAGGCUUGUGAGCGAGGCGGUUUUGCCGCUGCUGCGGAAAUUUGCAUCGGGCAAGGAUCACAAAUGGGGCAUUUACCUGCUCAACGUCUGCGUCACGAAUAUGGCUCUGACGGGGAGUGACAGCGGCACCUCGCCUCGUGGCGCAAAGAGGAGGUUUGCCGCGAGGGAGGAAGAAAUUGACGAGACGGAGGAUGACGACGAAGAGGAAGAUGAGGGUAGUGACUGCGAGAGUGAGGCUGAUGGGUGGAUUUCGCCGGGAGAUGACUUUGGUGGUGGUGGAGACUAG